AUGGCAGUUAAGGAGGAAGUUGUUGGUAAACAGGCUGUCUCAUCGCACACUGUUGCAGCAAAUGAGUUCGACUUGGACGAAAAACAGCAACCUGAAGUCCUCAAUGAGUAUGGCCUUCCAGAUAAAUUAAGGUUCACCAGAUCACUAGUGCUAAGAAAGACGGAGAUUUUGGCUCAGCAGUACGAUACCUGGUACUGGAAAGCUGUGCUCUUGUUUUCUGUGUUUCUAUGUUCGUACGGUUAUGGAUUGGAUGGAUCUGUCAGAAGCGUGUACACUACGUAUGCUACCAAUUCAUACAGCACGCAUUCGUUACUCUCUACGAUUAGUAUCAUCAACUUAGUGAUCGGUGCAUCGGCACAGGUCUUCUUUGCCAGAUUAUCUGACGUUUUUGGCCGUUUGACGUUGUUAAUCGUUGCAACGGUGUUUUAUUCAGUGGGAACUAUCAUCCAGUCUCAGGCUUAUGAUGUUCAGAGGUACGCCGCUGGUGCAGUGUUCUACAAUGUGGGUCUCGUGGGUGUUGUGUUGCAAGUGAUCUUAAUCCUAUCCGAUUUCUCUUCGUUGAGAUGGAGACUAUUCUACACCUUUGUCCCAUCCUGGCCCUUCAUAAUCAACAUGUGGGUAUCAGGUAACGUUGUCAAUGCCGCAAAUCCACUGGAAAACUGGUCUUGGAGCAUUGGUAUGUGGGCGUUUAUAUUCCCGCUCACAUGUUUGCCAUUGGUAUGUUGCAUCUUGCACAUGAGAUACAGGGCCAGUAAGACUGAAGCUUGGAGGCACUUGCAACUCGAAAAGACUUACUAUCAAUCGCAUGGUUUACUGCAAACCCUAAUCCAAUUGUUCUGGAAGCUAGAUGUGGUCGGUGUACUCUUGCUCACAGUGACCUUGGGCUGUAUCCUAGUACCAUUGACACUAGCUGGGGGAGUGUCUCAAAAGUGGAAUAACCCUCACGUGAUUGCACCUUUCGUGCUAGGUUUCGUGCUAUUGCCAAUAUUCGUGGUAUGGGAAUCGAAAUGGGCAUUGGACCCCAUCGCUCCUUUUGAGUUGUUGAAGGACCGUGGUGUGUGGUCUGCCUUAACGAUCCAGUUCUUAAUUUACUUUGUUUACCAGAUGGCCGUUGGUUACUUGUAUACUAUCUUAGUGAUUGCUGUGGAUGAAUCGACAACGUCAGCGACAAGAAUUACCAGUGUUUACAGUUUCACCGCAGCUGUAGCAUCACCUUUCUUUGCCUUGGUUGUGACUAGGUCGAAGCGAUUGAAACCAUACAUUAUCACUGGGUGUUCCUUGUGGAUGGUAGCCAUGGGUAUCCUUUAUCAUUUCAGAAGUGGUAAGGAUUCAGACAAAGGUAUCAUUGGAGGUUUAGUGUUAUGGGGUUUAACCAGUACCUUAUUCACGUACCCGGUGACUGUGUCCUUACAAUCAAUCACCUCCCAUGAAAACAUGGCCUCAGUAACCGCGUUGAACUAUACAAUUUACAGAAUAGGUGGUGCCGUUGCGUCUGCAGCAUCUGGUGCCAUUUGGACGCAGCUGUUGUACAAGAAAUUAUUAAAGGAAAUGAAUGGUGAUGCUACUUUAGCUACUGCCGCCUAUGGAAGUCCUUUUGAUUUCAUUUUAGAUUACCCAUGGGGUACCCCAAUGAGAGAUGCUAUGGUCGAAUCAUACCGUUACGUGCAGAAAUAUGAGGUGUUGGUGGCUCUAAUAUUCACUGUGCCUAUGUUCAUACUUUCCAUGUUUUUAAGAGAUCCACCAUUGACUGAUGACCAGGCUCAGGAGAACCUAAAAGAAGGUGAGUACAUCAACACAGAACAUGACGACCCGAUCUUAGCUUGGAUGGACGACAAGUGGACCCGUAUCACUGGUGGAAAGAAGGUGGAAUGA
Kluyveromyces lactis is the source of this 1872-nucleotide messenger RNA. Its product is annotated as ARN family MFS transporter. The transcript has a single exon. The record is from RefSeq and is a predicted model, not a curated record. Bases 1 to 1872 code for a protein of 623 amino acids. NCBI's taxonomy places the organism in Eukaryota, Fungi, Ascomycota, Saccharomycetes, Saccharomycetales, Saccharomycetaceae. Gene Ontology annotation, biological process: transmembrane transport; intracellular iron ion homeostasis. Gene Ontology annotation, molecular function: siderophore-iron transmembrane transporter activity. Gene Ontology annotation, cellular component: endosome; vacuolar membrane.